UACCACGGGGUGCUGUGGCGCGGUGGGGAGCUGGCGUGCCUGCGUGGGCGCGCUUGUGUCGUGGUGUGACUCUGCGUGUGUAACGGCUGCCUGUCGGUGACACCGUGCCUGUGUGGGCGUGAAGCUGUGGGGUGGGGGUGCCGCCCCCCCCCCCCCCGGCCCCCAUUGGCAGGUCUCCUCUCGCCCACCCACGCUCUGCCAUGGGCAGAGCCCCUUAUUUAACUCCGCACAGCAACCAGCACCCCAGUACUUCGCCUCCCAGCCGAGCCUGCACUGGGAGAGCCGUCGGUGCAUCUCACCUCGCCGCAUCUCCUGCUCCACAGCCGCCAGCAUCAAGGGUCACUCUGCCCCCCCACUCCACACCAGGAGACCCCUGAGGGCUCAGCAGGUCUGUGCUCCCCCGGCCCUGGGGGUGGCCCAGGGUUCUUUGGGGGCUGCUGCAUCCCAUCCUCACCCAGCUCGGGCUGGGAGAAGGCAGAAGGGAGGAGGCGGAAGGUGGUGAAGGUGCUGGGGAGGGCAUGGGCCGGGAGACCCCCCCGAGGAUGAGGAGCCGCCCGGUGCUGGCAGCACUGCUCGUCCUGGCGCUGCCGCUCGCCCUCGCCCGCCGCCCCCCCGCCGCCGCCCCGCCGGGCCCCGCGCCCCCCGCACAGCCGUUCCGCCUCCCGCAGGGGAUGCCCGUCCCGGAGCCGCUGCCCUGGAGAGCCCGUGGCAGCCCCGGGGCCGUGUACGCCGCGUUCCUGCAGCUGCUGCGGGAGGAGGACGCCGGUCCCCCCGCGCUCUCGGCUCCGCAGAAGCGUAAGUCCCGCCCGGUCCCGGUCCCGGCCGCGCAGCCGGGCCCCGCGGCGCUGACGGCGGGUCUCUCCGCAGGGGACAUGCACGACUUCUUCGUGGGGCUCAUGGGGAAGCGGGAGGCGGGGCGGGGGAGCGGCAGCUCGUCCCCCCGGUGCUCCUCGGGGACCCCCGCGGCCGGCGGGGCCGGGCUGCGAGCGGCCUGAACCGCGGGCCGAGCCGGCGGGGCUGGACGGGGCGCGCCCCACGGACCCCACCCACGGGGGACGGCCGGGGCCGUGACUUGCAGCCCGGGGCGAGGCACCGGCACCGGCACCGGGCGCUGCGGCGGCUGUUACCGGCUGUGCCGCCGCCCCACGGACCACGGAGCCGUCGUGGGACCCGCGCCGCCGGGCUCAGCUCUUCCGACCCACGCACGCGUGUCCCUGCGCGCGCCCUACACCCGCACCUACAGCUGUGCGUGUCCGCACACGCGUGUACGCACACCCGUACCUGUACACACGCGUCCGUUUAUGUACACCCAUAUACAUCCACCCGUGCCCGUGCGGGACACACGCCC
Tyto alba (common barn owl) is the source of this 1348-nucleotide messenger RNA. It is a transcript of the gene TAC3, whose product is annotated as tachykinin precursor 3. Lineage: Eukaryota; Metazoa; Chordata; Aves; Strigiformes; Tytonidae. Bases 519 to 995 code for a protein of 158 amino acids. Gene Ontology annotation, biological process: positive regulation of blood pressure; tachykinin receptor signaling pathway. The record is from RefSeq and is a predicted model, not a curated record. The transcript has 4 exons.